AUGCUGGACACAUCUAGUAAUGGAAACUUCCUCAAUCAAGAUGUGGAUGAUGGAUGGCAGCUUGUAGAGAACAUUGCUAACUCAAAUGGGAGUUAUGGGGAAGAGUAUGAUCGUACUAAUCGGAGCUCGAUCGAGUCAGAGGAGAAAUUGAGAAAGGAUAUGAAAGUGCUCAAUGACAAGUUAGACAAGCUGAUCUUGGCGCAAUCCCCACUGACAAAGGUGAACUUUAUUUCCGGUGAAGAGUUAGUACAAGUCCAAGAAGGGGAGGAGAAUCAGAUUGAAGAUGUUUGCUACAUUCAGAAUGGCCAAGGAGGAUAUCAGAAAGGUUAUUACACCUAUAAGACUCAUCCCAACUUUUCUUAUAGGAACACUGAUGUUGCUAGUCCUCAAGAUCAAGUUUACCCUUCCCAGCACCAGCCUGCAUCGAGUCAGUUUCCACAGUUUGGUUAUGGUCAUAAAGGAAACUUCUAG
This is a messenger RNA of Microthlaspi erraticum, 471 nucleotides long. Lineage: Eukaryota; Viridiplantae; Streptophyta; Magnoliopsida; Brassicales; Brassicaceae. The record is from the annotation of a GenBank genome assembly.